Messenger RNA from Helicoverpa armigera (cotton bollworm), 597 nucleotides. RefSeq lists its product as uncharacterized. The coding region runs from base 1 to 597 and encodes 198 amino acids. The record is from RefSeq and is a predicted model, not a curated record. The transcript has 6 exons. NCBI's taxonomy places the organism in Eukaryota, Metazoa, Arthropoda, Insecta, Lepidoptera, Noctuidae.
AUGAGCGGAGAUGCCAUAAUGCAAGUAGGUCAGGCGCCUGCUUCUAGAUCAAAUACGUACGGUGGGCAUGAGUUGCGAGUGACUGAGAGAGUGAGAACUAACGAGGCGUUCAGUUUCUUUGAGACAUCUAGCAAUACAGAAGACCAAAAUAUGCGUGCACAAAUUGAUCGUAGAUCACCGCUGUCAUUCCAAAGACUAGGUGGGCAAAAAAGAUCGCAACUCAACCAUUACUAUCAAGAACAAGAACAAAGACGAUCGGCUACUUUAAUGAACCUACCAUUAGCUCAAUUUAUGAAAACUUACGAAAGAUAUGAAGCGGCGGUAGAGACAAGUAGGGCUGAGGGCAGGAAACCUCAUCCUGGACCAAUUGAUACUCCACUAAUGGUGAGUAUUAUUUUCUAUUUUAUACAUCUGUCAUAUGUUCAAUGUGCAAAUGAAUUGAAUCAUCAUCUCCCGAGCCUUUUCCGAACUAUGUUGGGGUCGGCUUCCAGUCUCAGCGGAUGCAGCUUAGUACUAGUGUUUAAGUUUUACAAGGUGCGACUGCCCUAUCUGACCUACUCAACCCAGUUAUACGGGCAACCCAGUGCCCUUUGGUAA